AUGAAAGGUCGAUGGCUAAAAUUCCCAUGGGAAUUAUUCUGUGGUAAUUUUCCGGUGAUCUUGAAAUUCCUUAACGAGAACUAUCGCAGCAUGAAGGAAGGAGCAGAAACUCUGGUGUAUAAUACCUAUACAACCGCAACGCCGAAACUAUCAUACCGUGGUGUGGGAUUCAAUUUCAUGUUUUUCAUGGAAUCAGACUUUGCUAAGAAGCAGAGUGGCUAUGAUGACAUCGAAUUCUUUACUGCAUACAAAGCUUUCAAGAUGCUUAGGAGCCUGGGAUUGAGCUUGAAGCAGUUGGAAGGUGUUAAUGAAGAGAUGAGUUUUACAGAGAGGGAAGAAAUGAUUGCUAUGGCAAGAUUUCUAGGGAUGUCGGAGGAAUCCAUUGAAGAGAAAGUCGUGGAAGACAUGAGCCGUAAGAUGGCCUCCAAAGAUGUGUCUGUCAAGAAAGUGGCUCAGGAGGGCAGCGACUUCAUCGUUUUCGACGACCCAGUUGAGUCAGAAGCUGACGAGGGCCAAGAAAUCACUGUUUUAUCCAAGAAAGAUCCAGAGAAUAAAUUGGCCGGCAUGGCAAACAAGUUCCCACACUUCAAGCAUUUGGAUAAGAAGAGAAAGUUUGGAGAAUGA
This is a messenger RNA of Botrytis byssoidea, 624 nucleotides long. RefSeq lists its product as uncharacterized. Lineage: Eukaryota; Fungi; Ascomycota; Leotiomycetes; Helotiales; Sclerotiniaceae. The coding region runs from base 1 to 624 and encodes 207 amino acids. The record is from RefSeq and is a predicted model, not a curated record. The transcript has 2 exons.